AUGAGUUCCAAGGAGUAACCUUUUGUAUUUGGUUGUCUGACUUUCCUUUUUGGACCACCUGAGAAACACCAUGAAGAGGAAUUAUUAAUUGCGUAAAACAACCGGUUUCUGAGCACUAGUGCUAAGAAUCAAAUUGUGUGUAUUUUUUUUUUUUAAAUCAAAAAUGAUGUGGACCUUCCUGGGAAUAGCCAGCUUUACGUACCUUUACAAAAAAUCCAGCACAGUGUUGAGUUACGCUCACAAAGAGCUCCUCAUGGCCGCAGCCUUGUUCCUGACAGUCGGCCUGCUGCUAUCAUAUGUCAGCUAUUUCCAUAAGCUCAGAGUCUCUCAGGUAUUACAUCUUCCCCUCAGAUUCUUGUCCUUUGUACCUGUCAUCAACAAUUUAAUCCCCCAAACCUUAACACAGAGGACCCAGGAGGCGGAGAACAGCUGUAAAAAGAGCCGGACAACAAGGAAGAGGAUAGAUCCAGAGUCCUCCGCCUCACCAAAGGCCUCAGCCAGUUGCUCUUCAGUGGCCCCGGAGCCUGAUGUAGUGAUAGUUGGGGCCGGGGUCCUGGGCUCUGCCUUGGCGGCCGUCCUCGCCCAGGACGGGAGGAGGGUGAUGGUGGUGGAGAGGGACCUGAAGGAGCCUGACAGGAUAGUGGGGGAGCUGCUGCAGCCGGGAGGGUUCAGGGCGCUCAAAGAGCUCGGACUGGAAGGGUCAGUGGAGGGUCUGGAUGCCCAUCUGGUAAGCGGCUACGUGAUCCACGACAUGGAGAGCGGCACCGAGGUUGAGCUCACCUACCCACAGGGGGAGGACGGGGCCAAGUGUGGACGCGCCUUCCAUCAUGGCCGAUUCAUCAUGGGCCUGAGGAAGAGUGCUCUGGCUCAGCCAAAUGUCACAUUCAUAGAAGGCAACGUGACCAGUUUGCUGGAAGAGGACGGCUGUAUCACCGGAGUGCAGUACAAGGAUAAAGAAACUGGGGACCUCAAGGAAAUCUAUGCGCCACUGACUGUUGUGGCUGACGGCUGUUUCUCUAAAUUCAGAAAGAAUCUGGUUUCUGGUAAAGCUCACACCUCCUCUCACUUUGUUGGAUGCCUCAUGAAGGACUGUCCACAGUUUAAAGCUAACCACGCUGAGCUGGUGCUGGCCAACCCGAACCCUGUGCUCAUCUACCAGAUCUCCUCCUCGGAUACCAGAGUACUGGUGGACAUCAGGGGAGAGAUGCCUCGCAACCUCUCACAGUACAUGGUUGAGAAGAUUUACCCUCAGCUGCCAGAGCAUUUAAAGGAGCCGUUCAUGGGGGCAAUACAGAACGAUCGAUUCAGGUCCAUGCCUGCCAGCUUCCUUCCUCCCUCCCCUGUCAACAAGCCAGGCGUGCUUCUCCUGGGUGACGCUUACAACAUGAGGCAUCCUCUGACGGGAGGAGGGAUGAGUGUUGCUCUCAAUGACGUUGGCAUCUGGAGGAGUCUGCUUGAAAACAUCCCAGAUCUAUACGACAAUGGGGCUAUGCUGCAGGCAAAGAAGAAAUUCCACUGGCAACGCAAGUCAUCACAUUCUUUCGUGGUGAAUGUGUUGGCCCAAGCGCUGUAUGAGCUGUUUGCAGCCACAGACGAUUCUCUUCAAGAGCUGAGAAAAGCCUGCUUCCAGUAUUUCAAGCUCGGUGGAAAGUGCAUCGCUGGGCCCAUUGGACUCCUCUCAGUGUUGACCCCCAAACCCAUGACCCUAAUUGGACACUUCUUAGCCGUGGCACUGUACGCGAUCUACGUCACCUUCAAGUCAGAGUCUUGGUGCACCAAACCUCGAGCUUUGUUCAAGAGUGGAGCCAUCCUGUACCGAGCCUGCACCGUCAUGUUCCCACUCAUCUACUCUGAGCUCAAGUACCUGGUGUACUGAAAGCUCCUCUAAACCUGGACACAGCAGGACCAAAGUCACUGUAUGGUCUUCUGAUUGGAAGCACAACAAACUGUGUUUGUUGCUACAAGUCGUCUUCCUCCUGCUGAACAAACCACUGUUGCCGUAUGAAGCCGUUUGACUGUUAAGGUUUCUCCACAAUGUGCCUGACUGAAGAUGCAUCGUCUUAAUAUUCUACUUAAUGCCUUCUUUCAAUUGGGACAUAUUAUUCAACAAUGCCUUGGUGGGCAUGAAUGUUUAAUACUGUGGAAAUUACUCAUGCUCAACAAAACUGCUAUGUGGAACAUGGCAUCUGAAUUUUCUAAUAAUUAUUUUGCAAUAGAGCCACUUCUGUAUAUUUUUUCCUGCUAAGCUAAUUUUUGCUGUAUUUCAUAUGGGAAUCCUCAUGUAAUGAUGAUAUAUUGCAUUACAAGAAUACAUAACAUUUUAAAAUCACCAAUGGGAUGUUAUGAAAAAGAAAGCUUUCUAAAAUAUUCAUAUGUUGUAUUUCAUAAAAGAAUCCAGGAUAUUUUCAGCCUUGUGUAAAGGAAAAUAUCUGCUUCACUUUAUUUGUUUAAAUCCCAUACAUUCUUACAGUAAUGAUCACGACCUGCCUUCCUGAUCCCCUUGCUCUCUUCAUAUAUAUAUAUGUACAUACAUAUAUAUACAGGACUGUCUCAGAAAAUUAGAAUAUUGUGAUAAAGUUCUUUAUUUUCUGUAAUGCAAUUAAAAAAACAAAAAUGUCAUGCAUUCUGGAUUCAUUACAAAUCAACUGAAAUAUUGCAAGCCUUUUAUUCUUUUAAUAUUGCUGAUUAUGGCUUACAGCUUAAGAAAACUCUAAAAUCCUAUCUCAUAAAAUUUGAAUAUUUCCUCAGACCAAGUAAAAAAAAAAGAUUUAUAACAGCAAAACAAAAUCAAACAUUUGAAAAUGUGUUUCCAUGUGUUUCGAGUUAAUUAGACGAUUCAAGUGAUUUGUUUAAUACCCUACUAGUAUACUUUUUCAUGAUAUUCUAAUAUUUAGAAAUAGGAUAUUUGAGUUUUCUUAAGCUGUAAGCCAUAAUCAGCAAUAUUAAAAGAAUAAAAGGCUUGCAAUAUUUCAGUUGAUUUGUAAUGAAUCCAGAAUGCAUGACAUUUUUGUUUUUUUAAUUGCAUUACAGAAAAUAAAGAACUUUAUCACAAUAUUCUAAUUUUCUGAGACAGUCCUGUAUAUAUAUAUAUAGAGAGAGAUCGAGAGAGAGAGCGAGCGAGAUGGACAUGUUUCUUGAGUUCUACACUGCUGACAUUGCAGCACAAAAAAAAAUCAUUCAAAAAUCAUCCCAGAACUUAAGAAUGAUACCUGCACUAAUCUUGUUUUAGUGCCUGGAUGAAGUUUGAGUUUAACCUGCGAUAGAAAGAAUGGCGUCUCUUACAUCAGGACCAGUCAGCGGUGAUGCUCCGCUGGUGUUAGGUGAUGCUCAGGUGGUGUUAGGUGAUGCUCAGGUGAUCCUGAGGAGACGAGGACAUGUCGACAUGUAAUUCACACUGGUGCGUUUACCUGAGCCUGCAUUGGGCUCCAUGGGCCGCUAAACAUAUCAUACAUGACAGAUUCCUAUUUUAUUACAGAUACAAUACACACAAACAAUAGUUUAUACGGACAAAGACCCACGUUGAGUGGCACUGUAUUCACAUUAUACCACUCAAGCUUCUUUCAAGGUCACUGAACAUAUGAAGUUCCUCAGAUACAAACCUUUCAGUGACCACGUUUAUCACACACACACACACACACGCACACGCACACACGCACGCACGCACACACACGCACAGUAAAGUAGCUGAGCUUCAUUUGAAUUAUUUUCGAAAUGUACCUCAUUUGUAAGAGGAACCUGGAGUUUCCAUGAGAAUAAAUAAAGACCGUUUCCUUUUU
Messenger RNA from Pseudoliparis swirei, 3776 nucleotides. RefSeq names its product squalene epoxidase a (gene sqlea). NCBI's taxonomy places the organism in Eukaryota, Metazoa, Chordata, Actinopteri, Perciformes, Liparidae. Gene Ontology annotation, molecular function: flavin adenine dinucleotide binding; squalene monooxygenase activity. Gene Ontology annotation, cellular component: membrane; endoplasmic reticulum. The record is from RefSeq and is a predicted model, not a curated record. The transcript is spliced from 11 exons. Gene Ontology annotation, biological process: sterol biosynthetic process; cholesterol metabolic process. Bases 164 to 1876 code for a protein of 570 amino acids.